AUGGACGAUUCACCAAUAGAUUUUUGUUCUUUGGAAAAAGAGCUACAUGGUCGAAUACAAGCAGAAGAAAGAUACUGGCAACAAAAUGAUGCUAAAUUCAGGGCAGUUGAACAAAAGGUGGCCUCUUAUGAAGAAUUUAGACAAAUUGUAAUGGCUGCUCAUCUCAAACCACUGGACAAAACAGACAAAGUUCAAGACUCAUCUGGUAGAUAUGUUAUAUGGAACACCGUUGCAGGAAUGAAAAAACCAACUGACAACACACCUAACAAUUUACUGAAAAAAAAUACAAAUGAUUCCGAUGACUGGAAGUUACCCACAACAAUAGGCGAAUUCCUUAAAACGUGGAGGUAUGCAAAACAGAUUGAUCGUUUAAAGUUAUUAAAAAAAAUUGAGCUUCCACGUAUUCAAAAGCUGUUUGAUGUGGAUAUACCUGUUGGUUUUUUAAGUGACAUAUUCGAAUUAUAUUUAUUUACUGAAAUUACAAAGUCUGAUAUACCCUUUGUGUUUGGCUUACUGGAUGCGUUAUCAAAAUCUCAAAGAUUUAAUUUGAAUUUAAAAUUUUUAAGUUCAUCAGAAAUAAAUAUCGGCAGAGAACUUUUCCAAAAAUUGAAUAAUGACCUUCAAAAUUGGAAAGAAGAAUUAGCUGAAAAAUGCACCACUGAAGAAACAUUAAAUGAAAUUAGAAAGAAGUAUGAAAUGUGA
Gryllus bimaculatus (two-spotted cricket) is the source of this 702-nucleotide messenger RNA. The record is from the annotation of a GenBank genome assembly. NCBI's taxonomy places the organism in Eukaryota, Metazoa, Arthropoda, Insecta, Orthoptera, Gryllidae.